Rotaria socialis is the source of this 513-nucleotide messenger RNA. The record is from the annotation of a GenBank genome assembly. Lineage: Eukaryota; Metazoa; Rotifera; Eurotatoria; Philodinida; Philodinidae.
AUGCGAUCUAUCGACAAAUUAAUAAUUGGUUCUUUUACUGUGUUUUUCAUAUUCGCCAUUUCAAUCGAUUACAUUAAUUCUGUUGCUACCGUAAACGAAGAAAUUAUCAAUGAAAAUACAUCAAAAUGGAUUUGGCCACCACAGUUUGUUCUCAAACUAUUUUAUUGGUGGUGUGAAAACGUUGAUCCAAUUUUACUUCAUAAUGAUUAUUUAGUAAAAUAUUUAACUUUCCUAUCACCAUUUAUGUUUGCGCCAUUUUAUUUAAUUGCAACAUAUGCUAUUUAUAAUGAAAAACAAUGGAUUCGUAUGCCAAUGAUUAUAUUUUCAUUGAUAUUAUUUUUUGAUUUGAAUUAUUUCUUUUAUCAAGCUGUGUUUGGUACAGAAAAAGCGAAAAAUUUACUAUUUUUUAUAUUAGGAUAUGGUUAUUAUCAAAUAUUUCCAUUAAUUUUAAUAUAUCGAUUUUGGCCUAAAAAUGUUUUUAAAAAUAAAUCUGAUCGAAGAAAAAAGAAUUAA